This is a messenger RNA of Fusarium graminearum PH-1, 525 nucleotides long. RefSeq lists its product as uncharacterized. Bases 1 to 525 code for a protein of 174 amino acids. The record is from RefSeq and is a predicted model, not a curated record. Lineage: Eukaryota; Fungi; Ascomycota; Sordariomycetes; Hypocreales; Nectriaceae. The transcript has a single exon.
AUGGCACAAGCGCAUCUAUGGCAAGCUGUCAACAAGUCCGGUCGUUAUGCUGCAUUCGCAACCAUCCACACCCUCCUCGCUUUUAUUACACGACUCAAUACUGGUGUUGCCGGUCCCAUCCUGGAGGACGCGACUGCAUCUCUCCUCCUGCCGAGUGGCGACAGUUUCGCCGCACUGGCAACCGUUCUGGCCCUCCUCCGCUUGGUCGCAAGACUCUCUGCUGGUAUUACCGGUGCCGUCCUGGAGGACGCGAUUGCAACGGAUCUCGGUGAAGCGGUUAAGACAGGUGCAGCCAUCCUCACCGUCUUCACAGGGGACGCGGUUGACGUUACCAGUGCCGUCCUGUUCGGCCCUGGUGCAUUCCAAGGUCUGCGUAAUGCCUCCUCGGUUGGUGGAAUCGCCAUUACGCUGGGGCGUACGCUGGAAGACCCGGGGAUGUGCGAGCGCCGUGGUGGCAAGGAGGGCCAAGGCGGUGUGAGUGAAGAAUCUCAUGUUGGUGGAGGAAUUUGGUAUUGGAUUAGGUAA